UCUGAUAUUUUCUGUUUUUACUCUGUAUAGGGGAGUAACUGCUGAUCUACUAAUGGCUGGAUAGAUAAAUGUUGUAGUAUCUUGGAUUCAUCAGCUGAGUAUUAUUGCCUGGAUGACUUAUGGAAGCAACAGUUAAGAGUUUCAUUUGAUUUGACAGAGUAUAUGGAAUAGCAUCCAGAAGCAUCUAACUGGGGGAUUGGGAUCUCUAGUUUUAGAAAAAAUGCCUCGUUUCAAGAUUACCAUGGACUCAAAACUUUCAGACAGAAAACUGUUUUCGGUGGAUAGCCUACUAAAGCUGACUACAAUCAUAUACCUUGUGCUAUAUUCUGGUAACAAAAAUAUUCCACCUAAAUUUCAAAGUUAUUUUACAUGACACUGCUGUAUUCUGUGUGAAGUAAAUUACAAGAAAAAAGUACCGCUGCAUAAUUGAUUAUUUGGAAUAAACUAAUUCACAUAUCGAUUGAUAAAUGUGUCAAUGUUGUGUAUCCUCUGCUAAACCAUACACCAGAAACUCCCUAAAAAUUCCAAUAAAUAUCAUCUGCAUGCCUUGUUACAAGAUUUUUACUAUGCGUUUUUUCCUUCCCCAAAGGUUUUUUUGUCAGUUUCUCUUUUAGAGCCCAUUUCAAUAUAUGAUCUUGGUAGAUGUAUGUUAUAUAUUCCAGUCCACUAAGGUGGAGCUCAGCCAUAUGCUUGGUGAAGCUAAUGAAUUAUCUUGUAGUAUCCUGAGAGGAAGGAAUGUGCAAAAUUCUUACAGAGGGAAUCAAACAACAAUCACAUUUCUUUAUUCUUCCCAGAAAGUACCAAGGGAGCUAAUGUGCUUCUUGCACUGAAAACAGGGGAACCUUGCCUCAUUUAUUUUUUUUGGCAUAAAUAUAACAAAUGAGUGAACAACUUCUUGUUAGUUUUCGGUUUAACAGGUAAAUGUUCUCUGUUGAGUAGUUUUCUCUCUGCUGACAAUGGCUUGGACUUUUAAGUAGGAUUUGGAUGCUUGAUUUCCGAAUGGAUGCACCUUAUCCACCCAAAAAAAAAAAGAAGAGAAAAGAUAACUAGUUGUGCUUAUUCCUGCAUGAUCUGUGGAUAUGUCAUAUGUAUAGUCACUUUGCUCAUGGGACCCCAGCAAGAGGCCAAUGGCUGUAGAGGCCCUCCAACAUUCAAAUGCACGGUUGGACAUGAGAUGCAGGUUAUAUUUAUAUUGAAGCUGAUAGGGAACGUGAAGUCGUUGAGGUAUUUUCUUGCAGAUGUAGAGCACUUUUAUUUCUUCUUUUUCCCUUUUUACAUGCUUUCCAGACUAAUUAGGAAUGGAACCAAUUUUCAAAACAGUGAAGUUUCUAAGGGCACAUGGGUCCGCGUGAAGUAUGGGAAAUACAAAGGGGACCUUGCACAGGUUGUGGCUGUUGAUGAUGCACGAAAGAGGCCACCGUAAAGCUGAUUCCAAGGAUCGAUCUCCAAGCCAUGGCACAAAAAUAUGGAAUUUGGAGUGGAAUGAUUACUGGGAUUGCUCCAUAGAUCCUCAUCCUUAUAGUAAUCACGUAGCGUAUUGAUCGGGAGAAAGAGG
This is a messenger RNA of Magnolia sinica, 1555 nucleotides long. RefSeq lists its product as uncharacterized. Bases 1004 to 1423 code for a protein of 139 amino acids. Lineage: Eukaryota; Viridiplantae; Streptophyta; Magnoliopsida; Magnoliales; Magnoliaceae. The record is from RefSeq and is a predicted model, not a curated record. Gene Ontology annotation, molecular function: mRNA binding. Gene Ontology annotation, biological process: transcription elongation by RNA polymerase II; regulation of DNA-templated transcription elongation; regulation of transcription by RNA polymerase II. Gene Ontology annotation, cellular component: DSIF complex. The transcript has 8 exons.